UGGCCCAAAAGCGAUGCUGGAACAUAUCUUCUCUCGGCCCACAAAACAAAAGAUAUUGUGCAUAGCAAUGCUUUGGACAUGGUGGAAUGUUCGUAAUAAGAUUAAUGCUGGUGAGGGGGUCUACAACCUAGAUGAUGUCCGCUUCCGAAUCCGGCGUUCUGCUAUUGAGUAUGAAAAAUUCUUCUUGAAACCAGAGAAGCCGGCCCAACCUCCACCAACAUCCUGGUCUUUACCUGACGAGAAUUGCCUCAAGAUCAAUAUUGAUGGCAGUUUCGAUGCUGGGACAAGGUCGGGCGGAUGGGACUUUAUUAUUAGAGACCACCAGGGGGAUGCUGUUGGUUCUGGAGCUGGGAAGAUUAAUCAUGUUAUGUAUCCUCUACAAGCUGAAGCGACUGCCUGUAUCAAGGCAUUGGAGGCAGCCCAGAUGUGGGGAAUGACAAAUGUCAUAGUGGAAGCAGAUGCUUUUCUGGUCGUUCAGACACUUAAUGGAUCAGAUCAUGAUUUGGGACCAAAUGGUGCGAUGUUUAGAGAAAUCAGGGCCAAUGUUGUGCUUAACUUUACUUCUUGUCGAUUUGUUCACUCUAAUCGUCAUUGUAACUCGGUUGCUGAUGCCCUCGCGGCUUCAGGUGCAAAGAUGGAGCAUGUGCCCCAAGCCGUAUGGCCGGGUCCACCCCUACCUUCGUACAGUCAUACGUUGCCAGUGAUUUUGCAGGCACGUUAAAGUAAUGGAAUAGAUAUGUUCCUUCUAAA
This is a messenger RNA of Brachypodium distachyon (stiff brome), 750 nucleotides long. RefSeq lists its product as uncharacterized. The record is from RefSeq and is a predicted model, not a curated record. The transcript has a single exon. Gene Ontology annotation, molecular function: nucleic acid binding; RNA-DNA hybrid ribonuclease activity. Lineage: Eukaryota; Viridiplantae; Streptophyta; Magnoliopsida; Poales; Poaceae. Bases 14 to 721 code for a protein of 235 amino acids.